This is a messenger RNA of Closterium sp. Naga37s-1, 945 nucleotides long. The record is from the annotation of a GenBank genome assembly. Lineage: Eukaryota; Viridiplantae; Streptophyta; Zygnematophyceae; Desmidiales; Closteriaceae.
AUGGCCGCCCGAAUAGCUGCGCGGCUGCUAAGGGGUUCCGCCAGCCGCAAAGGACCUGACGUGGCAUUCGCAGCAGCAGCAAGCGGAAAUGCAGCCGAGGGUGUUUCCGCAGGCUCGGAAGGUGCAGUAGGUUCGGCAAGCGCAGCCUCGGAAAGCGGAAAUCCAGCCUCAGGAGCGGAUGUAGCAGCGGGGGAGGUGAUCGGCGCGGGGGAAGAAGCGGGGGAGGCGGAGUGGGGAACGUACCGCGACAGGCGCGUGGCGGUGCGGAGCUUCAGCGGGGAGGCGCGCGGAGAGGCGGUGCUGGAUGGGACUAUAUUCGACGUGCCUGUACGGAGAGACAUCGUGCACCGCGUGGUGCUCUGGCAGCUCGCGAAGCGCCGCCAGGGCAUGCACAGCACGAAGCGCGCGUGCGAGGUGCGGGGGUCGUCCAGCAAGCCGUGGAAGCAGAAGGGCACGGGGCGCGCCCGACACGGGUCCCGCCGAGGGCCGCAGUUCCGCGGUGGAGCCGCCAUGCACGGCCCCAAGCCGCGCUCGCACGCCUUCUCGCUCAACAAGAAGGUCCGCGCACUCGGGCUCAAAGCAGCGCUGUCGGCGCGGCUGAGGGAAGGACAGCUGGUCCUAUACUCUGAUUUGGAUCCGGGCAGCCCGAAAACGAAAGUCAUGGCGCAGCACAUUGCCACGGCGUUCCCUGAGUCAAAGAAGAUCCUUUUCGUCGACGGGUCGCAACGGGCAGAUGAAACUUUGCUGCGGGCAUCUGGGAACCUGCACUAUGUGAAUGUUCUGCCAGUUGUGGGUCUGAACGUGUACAGCAUUGUGCAGCAUGAUGCCCUUGUGCUCUCGCUGCCGGCCCUGCAAGCCCUGGAGCACCGCCUCCUCUCCGCCAAGCGCCAGGUUCGGCCAGGCCUGGAGGAGAAGCUCUGCGCUGCUGCAGCUGCCACGGCCUGA